AUGGCUUCAUCAACUUUACGACCUCAUCGAUCCCCCUCACCCUCCCCUACGCCCUCACCAACUAUAAACCCUUCCAACCCCGCUAAAUUAACUCGUCAAUCCCUCGGUCCACCAUCUACCACCCAAGGCGCACAAUCGAAAGGAUUCUCAGGUUUGGGUAUCGCCUCGCCCACUGCGGCCUCUCAUCCUAGACACGUAUCGUCCGCUGCUCUCAUUGGAGGCGCAGGAAGGGAGAACUCGCUCUCCCCUAGACCUAGUUUAGGUAGUAGCGGAGGGAAUGGUCAUCUCCAACAACCCCGAGCUGUCUCUUCUGGUCCCGGGUCUGCACUUGGGAUGUUAUCUGGAGGAGGAGGAGGUAGACCAAGUAGUGAAUAUAUACCUAGUAGAGACAAUGCCAAGACGCCGGAGGCCGAACAGAUCGAUCAAUGGUUUAAACAUCUCGCCAGCUGGGAAGCGACUCUGGAAGAGAUGGCUGCGGCAAGUACGGACCAGAACUUUACCGAAGAACUCGGUGCUAUCGAGCAGUGGUUCCGAGUACUUUCCGAAGCUGAGCGAACUGCCGCUUUAUAUUCCCUUCUUCAACACUCCACGCCCGUUCAGAUCCGUUUCUUCCUCUCAGUGCUCCACCAUAUGGCUCAGUCCGAUCCUAUGACCGCUUUACUGUCCCCUGCACCUUCAGGACCCGGCUUGCAAGCUCAGAUGGAACAAAGGCUCAGCGCCAUGAACCUCAAAUCCCCUUCUGCCGGUGGUGGAAGUGGAUUCACCGGAUCUCCCAAUGCGAAUCAGUAUCUCGCUCCUGAUGAUGCUGCAGCUCAAAAAGCCAAAGCCAAGCAGAACCGAAUUUCUGCUCCCGGUACACUGCAACCUCUCGAUCGAUGGCAAAGUGGACUUGAUCAAGUGAUCGAAAGAGGAUCCUCACCUGGAUUAGAGUCCAAUGGAUCCAGCAGAAGUCGAUCUCCUGUACCUUACGCUCGACCCAAAUCGACUGAUUUCUCGGGUCAAGCCAACCAACCUAGGAGGGAAUCAUCUGGAUUCCAAAGAUCACCUAGACUUUCCGCUGGAGGAGUCGGACUGGGUAUCGGUCAACCUGAGGGAUUACCUCAUGGUCAAUCACCAGUCACUUCUCCUUUCCUCAAUAAUGGAAGUUGGGCAAGUAUGGUCAACACACCUAUGGUUCCUGGAUUCAUCGAUCCGAAGGUUGACAAUCUCACUCAAGCCUUGAACAUGGCGAAUCUAGGACUAGGUGGUAAUCCAAAUAGAAUUCCCUUGGAAGACGCAAGGAAGUUUAGGAGACCCAACGCAGGUGGAAAUACAUCUAGGAACGUUUCUGGGGCAUAUAAUGAUGAUGGAGAGAUGAUCAAUCCAAGAUCGAAUCAACCGGGUGGAAAUGGUGGAUUCAGCAAUGCCACUUCACCAUUAUUAGGUGGAUUCGCCAGAUCCCCAGUCUUAGAUCAGUUCAACGCCUUGAGCGGUUUAGGUCUGGGAGGUGCCGAUCCCAACGCGUUAGCGGGAUUAGGAAUGAAUUUCGCCAAUCUCGGUGCGGGGGGUUUGAACGCUGCUCAAAUGAUGGCAAUGCAACAAUUGCAAACUGCUGCGUCGUUCGCUCAAGGUGGAUAUGGAGGUGGAUCGCCCAAUUUGGGUCAUGGCUUGAACCAACAUCAACAUCAACGAGGUAAUAACCACAAGAAUGGACCUCAAGGUAGAAGAUCGCCGAUGUUGGGUAAUAACUCGAAUAAGAACUCGCCUGCCCCUGGUGGAGCGGCCGGAGGAGGUGGAGGUGCGGGUGGUGGAGCAGGUGUGGCUGGACCGGAUGAUGUGGAUUUGAAGAUCUUGGAAGAUACCGCAGGAUGGUUGAGGGUUCUCAGACUGCAUAAAUAUACACCCAACUUUGAGAAAUCCUCAUGGAAGGAGAUGGUAGAGAUGAACGAUCAGGAUUUGCAGGACAAAGGGAUUUCCGCUCAGGGGGCUAGGACCAAGUUUCUCAAAGUAUUCUACAACGUUAGAACCAAGAUGGAUCUCCCCCAUCCUGAAGGACAAGAGGAAUACGCUCCAGGAGCCAAAGAUAAAGAGAAAUAA
Kwoniella mangroviensis CBS 8507 is the source of this 2076-nucleotide messenger RNA. RefSeq lists its product as uncharacterized. The transcript is spliced from 5 exons. Gene Ontology annotation, cellular component: P-body. The record is from RefSeq and is a predicted model, not a curated record. The coding region runs from base 1 to 2076 and encodes 691 amino acids. Gene Ontology annotation, biological process: nuclear-transcribed mRNA poly(A) tail shortening; regulation of mRNA stability. Gene Ontology annotation, molecular function: mRNA binding; protein binding. Lineage: Eukaryota; Fungi; Basidiomycota; Tremellomycetes; Tremellales; Cryptococcaceae.